AUGCCUGCACACUGGAUUGGGCGGGUUCGCCUUGGAGUGUUUUCUGCUGUCUCAGUCUUCGCCGUUAUUGUCCUCAGGCUCGCCGCCGGCUUGAUUACAAUCACCAAAGACGAAUUUGAUGGAUAUUAUUCCUUUGCUCCUCUGGCUGUCGCUGCCGCCGUGCUCACCAUUAUAACAUUGCCUGUGAUGCUGAUCAUAGACUUCUUCCGGCGUGGCGCAGUCACCUCUAUGAUCCUGGUCGAGAUUGUUUGGCUCCGCAUCCUCUGGAUCCUCUGGCUCGCGAUUGGGUCUUGGAUCGCAAGUCAGCUCAGGCCCGACGGCAGCUGCGGCAUUUACUUCGCCCCCAAUUGGUUGACGACCACCUGCACUGAGGCACAAGCCACCGCUGCCUUCGCCUUCCUCACCUGGAUCGCCUUGCUCGCGUACUGGAUCGUGCUCCUUAUCAUGGCCCUCAUCUCUGCCACGAAGGGCUCGUGCCGCAUGUGGUACACAAGCAUAAAGGGGGCUGACUUCGCCUCUGACACCGCGGAGUACAAGGGCGCCGCUGCGACCCCGGUGAUGCAGCAGGGCUACCCGCCUGCAGCCCCGUACCCCGUGGGCCCUCAGCCCGAUAACCCCGGUUAUCAGUGGCCCCCUGAGCUGUAG
Molecule: messenger RNA, 645 nt
Organism: Phanerochaete carnosa HHB-10118-sp
Lineage: Eukaryota; Fungi; Basidiomycota; Agaricomycetes; Polyporales; Phanerochaetaceae
Exons: 5
Coding region: 1-645 (214 amino acids)
Cellular component (GO): membrane
Source: RefSeq, a predicted model, not a curated record